AUGGCCGACAAGGAGAACUCCGCCUACGCCGCCGCCGCCGCCGCCGCGCCCCGCAUGACCCGCGCAUCCACCAAGCGCGCCGCCGCCGUCACCGCCGUCGCCGUCGCCGCCAAGCGCAAGCGCGUCGCGCUCAGCGAGAUCCCCACGCUCCCCAACGGCGCCCCCCAGCCGCACGCCAAGCCCAAGAAGCCGUCGUCCCAAGUCGCCAAUCCCAAGAAGAGGUCCAUCUCGUCCCUGUCCCAGUCCCUCCCCGCGCCCAAGCCGGCGACCGACGCGGCCGACGAGACCGGCGACCCGCAGCUCUGCGCUCCGUACGCGUCCGACAUCUACUCCUACCUCCGAUCCAUGGAGGUCCAGGCGAAGCGGCGGCCGGCGGCGGAUUACAUCGAGAGGGUGCAGGUGGACGUCACCCCCAAUAUGCGCGGCAUCCUCGUCGACUGGCUCGUCGAGGUCGCCGAGGAGUACAAGCUCGUCUCCGACACGCUCUACCUCACCGUCUCAUACAUCGACCGCUUCCUCUCGGCCAACUCCCUCAACCGUCAGAAGCUGCAGCUCCUCGGCGUCUCGGCCAUGCUCAUUGCCUCUAAGUACGAGGAGAUCAGCCCCCCAAACGUGGAGGACUUCUGCUACAUCACUGACAACACCUACAUGAAGCAGGAGCUUGUUAAGAUGGAGAGGGAUAUACUAAACAAUCUCAAGUUUGAGAUGGGCAAUCCUACCGCUAAGACCUUCCUAAGGAUGUUCAUCAAAUCUGGCCAAGAAGAGAAGAAGUAUCCUAGCCUGUUGCUGGAGUUCAUGGGGAGCUAUCUCACCGAGCUGAGCCUUUUGGAUUAUGGCUGUGUCCGGUUCUUGCCAUCAGCUGUUGCAGCUUCAGCGGUGUUUGUUGCACGGCUGACCCUUAAUCCAGACUCCAACCCUUGGAGCAAGAAGUUGCAAUCAGUAACCGGGUACAGCGCAUCCGAGCUGAAGGAUUGCAUUACCGCCAUACAUGACCUGCAGCUCAGCAGGAAAGGGCAAUCGUGGAAUGCGAUUCGGGACAAGUACAAGCAACACAGGUUCAAGGGCGUAUCUGCAUUGCUACCUCCUGUUGGGAUCCCUGCAUCAUACUUUGAAGACCUCAAGGAGUAG
This is a messenger RNA of Triticum turgidum subsp. durum (durum wheat), 1128 nucleotides long. The record is from the annotation of a GenBank genome assembly. Lineage: Eukaryota; Viridiplantae; Streptophyta; Magnoliopsida; Poales; Poaceae.